UAACAUUACCUUUCACAAGCCACAAAUGCGCAGAAGCGAGCAACGCAGGUCUUCCAUUUUUCCAGCUUCCAAUGACGGUCAUUGAUCCAGCACAGAACUGGCAGGCGGCGGCAAAAUUUAGAAUCAUCUGUCGAUUCAGUCUUUGAAAGACAGUCUUUCUCACUUCCUCUUCCCGGCCUCUUCGAUUUUUAGGUUGUGUCGCUGAGCUAAUUGAACAUUAAAUGAUCAAUAAAGCGAGUAAGGAUGUUAUUAAAUGUAAAUUUCUUAUCAGUGUCGUUUACUAAUAAUAUUAAUAUAUUGAGAGAAUAGAGUGUCGUUUAAUGAACAAUUGAAAGUCGUUUUCCUUUAAUUUUCCCCCUUUUCAACUUCCUCAAACGAUGUCGUUCAACUAAAUGAAUCUCUCUACAUAAUUGCAAUACUUUGGGGAACCUCAUUUUCCCGCUCACCACCUCAGCCUUUCACUCGCACGAUUAAGAGAACCUAUAUUGGUCUUUUCAAUUUCCGCCUAACAUGUACACCUAUUCACUCUGCCUCAUCCGCUCCUCAGAGUAAAUCAUCGCUGACUCCCUUUCACAAUCCCUUUCUGGCUUUCUCACGGUGCAGGUGGAUGAAAAUGGCCUCAACAACACUUCUUCUCUCAUUUAUCAUCUCAUACAUCAACUCAUCAUCUACCUUCAUUGAAAAUUACGAAGUAUGUUACUUCUCAUUCUCAAAUUACUCAAUUUGGAUUGGCUACUGCAACGGAGACGAUGAGUAUGAGUAUAGAUGAAAUUGAAGAUGAAUUGGGAAUAAUAGCAGGGGAAGACGAAGCCAUGGCUGUAGAAAAAGAGAUGUCCCUGCGUUCUUCUUCACGUUCCUGCAGGAAGCGGCCGAAAUUUCAGACCAACUGUCCUGUUCACGGUCGAGACCAACCCGCCUGUUCACCGUCGAAUUGAAUAUCUCCUUCGACCGUCAGGGAUGAGGAUAAGUUUGUACACAAAAAAUGCCUCCAGUCAAAAAAAUUGCUCCAGUCAAGCUCCUCCUAGCUAAUCUUACAACAAAAAGUGAUAAGAGCUCAGCCAUCAUUGUGCGUAUCAUACGAAAGUGGAAUGUGCCAAUGUCUCGGUCUGUUGAGCUUUUGCUCCAAGACGAUCAGGGUUCUACAAUUCAAGCAACCAUAGAAGAGGCACAUGUUCCUAUAUUUGAUGAUCAAAUUGAAGAGGGUAAAAUCUAUGCCAUGGUAAAAUUCACCAUCCAAAGUAAUGUAGGAACGUGGAGGCCAAGCUCUCAUGAUUGUAGGCUCCGCUUCACUGCCACUACGAAAGUAAAGCUGCACGUGAAAGACAACUUUGAUCUUUCUCCUUUCGAGUUUAAAAGCUUCAAAGAUAUCAUGAAUGCACCAAAAGCAAAAACACCUGAUCUGUUUGAUGUUAUUGGAGCUUUUGAUCCAAGAGUAAAACCGAAUCAUAGUCCUACAGUUGACGGAAAAACGAAAUGGUGCAACUUUAAUAUUCGCAACUUAGAGAAUUUGAAGAUACAUUGCACUCUGUGGGAUUCAUAUGCUGAUGCAUUCUUGGAGUAUCUCAAAACACCUAGAUCUGGUGCAGUUGUUGUUUUGCUCCAGCUUUGCCGCUUAAACGCACGAUGGGGUGGCGUUUCAACAUCAUACCAUGCUACAAAGUUGUUAAUCGAUGAAAAUAUCCCAGAAAUUAAAGACUUCCGUGCGAGGUUUUCAAGCUUAAACAUACACUCUAUUCAGUACACCAAUACAGGUUUAUCAGGAGGUACAUCAUCCUAGAAUGAUGGAAGUGAGGUUGGCACUACCAAAAAUUUGUCUGAAUUGGCUACAAUCAAAGAGGUGCGUGGUUGUUGGUUUUAUGCGAAAGUCCAAACAAUAAUAAAUAGAGAGAAUUGGGCUUACCUUAGCUGCUUCAAUCGGAGGUGUUUUAAGAAGGUGACUCACAAAGACGGAAACGAAUUGGUAUGCAAGUGUGGGUUGCGCUCUUCAGAAGGCAUAUGGCUUUAUCUCUUGAAAUUAAGAGUUGAGCAUAAGCAAUGUAGUGCUGAAAUAGUAUUCUGGGAUCGCGAAUGUAAAAGACUGUUUGGAAAAGAUGCAAGUGAAUUUUCUUCUCAUCUUGAUGAGGACACCUUUGGUCCUAAGAGCUGUCCAGAAGAUAUUGAACAGCUGGUUGGUAAUGAGUUUUUGUUUAAGAUUGACUCUGAAGGGCCUUCAACUGUCCAUGGGAAAUCCUACAAUAUAGGGGCUUUGUCUAACAACAAAGAAAAAAUCAACGAGAUCAAAUCAUCUUUUGAUGGUUCAUCAGAUUCAGCGGCAGAGGAGUGCAAUUCAGAUUACGAUCUAGACUUGCUAGAUGACCCUCCAACUCCUGUGGAAUCAAACGUGACACAUAUCUCCAAGGAUAUUGAGGAGGUCGUGAGUACUCCACAAUCAUUGUCUAAGCGACCCUCUGAAGAUGAUAUUGAUUGUGAACUUGAUGUUGGUGCAUCUACUCCACUGACUCGAGGUUCAGCUACUAAGAAGCUCAAAUCGGUCAAGAUAGAGAAACCAUAAAUUAUUAUCCACUUUAAUUUUUUUUUUCACUUUAGGUUUGUUAUUCGUUUUUAGUUCAGCUACUAAGAAGCUCAACUCCAUUGUUCCGAAUUGUUAUGCGUUUCGAGUAUUUUGUUAUGCGUUUCAUCAGAUUGUUAUUUCAACAUUUUUGUUGCUAUUAACAUUAAUUAAGAUUUACUUUAAAACUAUCCUGCC
This is a messenger RNA of Cuscuta epithymum, 2746 nucleotides long. Lineage: Eukaryota; Viridiplantae; Streptophyta; Magnoliopsida; Solanales; Convolvulaceae. The record is from the annotation of a GenBank genome assembly.